Trichomycterus rosablanca is the source of this 6140-nucleotide messenger RNA. RefSeq names its product IQ motif and SEC7 domain-containing protein 1. The record is from RefSeq and is a predicted model, not a curated record. Gene Ontology annotation, molecular function: guanyl-nucleotide exchange factor activity; protein binding. Bases 898 to 5544 code for a protein of 1548 amino acids. Lineage: Eukaryota; Metazoa; Chordata; Actinopteri; Siluriformes; Trichomycteridae. Gene Ontology annotation, biological process: actin cytoskeleton organization; regulation of ARF protein signal transduction. The transcript has 16 exons.
AUGGUCCACAUGGCAUUGCAGGUGGUUAUAAUUCAUGAAGCACAUACUUGUCAAGUGAGAUGAUCGUUCACCACCUAAUUUUAUGUCUUCAGGAUGUACGGAUCGACUCUAAUGGUUGUGUGAUGUAGAGAAGAUGCUGUAGGAUUCAUUCACACCAGUGGCUUGAAUAAGGUACAAAGAAGGAAGAGGCAAAAAAAAUCAGGUCUGGGGUACAGCUCACAGCGGAUAAUUUAACACUGCAGUGUACAUGUUUCAACUUUUCCACCCCCCGCCUCCUUUUUUCACCCUUACAUCUCUUGGGGAAUGGCUCAGCGAGAAAAUGUCUCCCAUCUUCUUUUCACUGCUAUGAGUCAUGAAAGCUCGGUGGCGAGCAAGCAUCUGCACUGCUGCGACAUUUGACAUUCAGCUCCAUGCCGGAGAAGGAAAAGAAGGAAAAACCAGGAUGCUCUGGAGACAUUAGGGAUCAUAGACUGAUUGAUUUUUUUACCCACACGAUUCAUGAAUUUGUUUCCACUGCUGUUGUGUAGUAUUUGCCCUCUGGUACUUGUAUGAUGCUGAUUUCUGGAAUCCCAAAGGGUCAGUGGAUUUAGGUUUUAUGUGAAACUGAUAAAAGACUGAGAAUUCGUUGGCUCAGGGGCCUCUGUUCUCUUUUAGUGGAACUGUUAUGGAUUAUCAAAGGAUCCCGUUAUUUUGACUUGAUUCAUCCCCCUCUUUGAACGUAUUUAGAGGAUUCUUCCGACUAGAAACAGAGUGAAUCUGUUUGCUUUUUCUGUACCAACCAGCCAGCACUCGGACCUCUUUCUCCCCCCCACUGGCUUCACUUAGUGGGGGGGAGCUCCCACACUAUCCCGUAACCGCUUUCUCUGUCAAAUCAGCUAUUUCAAAGGCUCCCUGAGCAUGGACACAGGACAGGGCAGCCCAGAGAGCCCCAAUCGGGCCGUGGAGUACCUGCUUGAGCUCAACAACAUCAUUGAGAGCCAGCAGAAGCUGCUAGAGACCCAGCGGCGGCGCAUAGAGGAGCUGGAGGUCCAGCUGGACCGCCUUAACCAGGAGAACAAAGACCUUCGACUGGACAGGCAGCCAUGUCCGCCUCCACCGCCGCCGCCACCGCCACCAGUGGGGACCUCCAACCAGACCCAUGGGCAUUCGUCACAUGUGCAGAACUCUGCCACAGUGUACCCCAUCCAGACCCACAACAACGUGCCAGCUCCUAACCCCACACCUGCUCCAGCUCCGCCUCCUCCUCCUCCGCCCGUGCCACCCAGAGAUCGGCGUGUCGUCAACCCACACACCCGUCUCAGCCGUGGUCUUUCCACUGGCUCCAAUCCAACAGAGAAUGACAGGGAGAGAGAGCGAAAAAGAGAUGCCACCAACGCUGGCUCUGCCACCACUCUGCAGAGACAGCCAGAUGGAGAUUUCAACAAAGAAAGUGUGGAAGAAGAUCCUCGCUGUGGACAUACGGGCAGUUACUCAGACAGCUCCUGCGGUCAGGGCCCGUACCUGGUCAGUUCAGACCACUAUGGAAAGGCUACCGGGGAAUCUUUGAGCUCUCAGGGGCCCCCUGUGGCUCCUCCAAGCCCAGCAAGCCUGGCUUGGGCCCAACGCACACGCCUCCAACCUGCCAGCCUGGCACUGCGCAAACAAGAAGAGGAGGAGAACAAACGCUGCAAAGCACUGUCAGACAGCUAUGAGCUCUCCACAGACCUGCAGGAUAAGAAGGUGGAGAUGUUGGAGAGGAAAUAUGGCGGCUCCUUGCUGAGCAGACGAGCAGCACGAACCAUCCAGACGGCCUUCCGACAAUACCGCAUGAAUAAGAACUUCCAGCGGCUGCGCAGUUCUGCCUCAGAAAGCCGGAUGACUCGACGUAUUAUCCUCUCUAACAUGCGCAUGCAGUACUCAUUUGAUGAGCGCCAGCCACAGGCCCAGUCUCAGACUCCGCAGCAGAAACAGCUCUACCCACCCCGCCACCCUGCAUGUCUGAGCAUGGCAGGCCAACAGAGCUCAGCUGAUACAGAGCAGGACACAGAGUCACCCUCACACUGCGCCUCUGACCGGGAGGACUACUCACGCACUAAUGAUGCCUUCAGCAAACAAGUGACAUCACUGGCAGAUUCGAUGGACGACACUCUGACUUGUCAGUCUGGGCGAGGCGACUCACAGGACGCGGAUGGCGCUGGAGAGGGGGAGGAUUUCAGUGAGUGUGCGUGGAAUAGCAAAAUCUCCUCCCGGCGUGGGAUACUGUCAGAUGACCGAGAGAGGACAGCAGGCACCCUGGGCUGUAUGCACGAGGACAGCACGGCGACGUCCUACAGCGACGUAACUCUGUACAUGGAUGACGGCGCACCCUCAUCCCCUCUUUCUAUGGAGCGGGCUCCUAGCAGUACCGACACUGAGUACUGGGGGCACAGCGGAACAACCGGAGGUCGAGAGGACAGUCGGGAUGCAGAGGGCGGAGGCAGCAGCACGAGCCGGCGAAGCACCCCAUGCACAGAGUGCUGUGACCACCGACUCCGCGGUCCCCACCUUCCCGUUCUGACAAUCGAGCCACCCAGUGACAGCUCUGUAGACAUGAGCGACCGCUCGGACCGAGGCUCCCUUAGCAGACAACUAAUAUACGAGCAGGAACCAUCAGUAGGUGGAGGUUCACCCCAAGGAACUCUUAAACACAACCCAGCCCAGGGACAGACCCGCCCUAUGGGUCGGCCCAUCCCCUCUCCACUUCCCACCCAUGUCCCGCCACACCAUGCAGUCCUUCUGCAUCAGCAGCACCACCCGCACAUUCAUCACCCGCUUCAGCACCACCACCACCAUCAUCCGCUCGCCCACCUACACCACCCGUACCCCGACCCAUCCGGGUCAACCAACCAACCCCCACUCACACCACUCUCCUCCACCUCGUCAGCCCCUCUGCCCUCUACAGGGAUGGAGCCAUCUGAUGGUGACAACGACUCACUAAACUCCACCACCAACUCAAAUGAGACCAUCAACUGCAGUUCAGGCUCUUCAUCCCGUGACAGUCUAAGGGAGCCUCUGCCUGCAAUGGCCAAGCAGACCUACCAGAGAGAGAGCCGUCACAGCUGGGACUCGCCUGCCUUUAACAAUGAUUUGGUGCAGAGGAGGCAGUACCGCAUCGGUCUAAACCUCUUCAACAAGAAACCAGAAAAGGGCAUCCAGUACCUGAUAGAAAGGGGAUUUAUGUCCGACACCCCAGUGGGCAUUGCACGCUUCAUCCUGGAGAGGAAAGGCUUGAGUCGACAGAUGAUCGGGGAGUUCCUGGGCAACCGGCAGAAGCAGUUCAACAAGGAUGUGCUGGAUUGUGUGCUAGAUGAGAUGGAUUUCUCUGGCAUGGAUCUGGACGAUGCUUUGCGCAAGUUCCAGGCUCAGAUUAAAGUCCAGGGAGAAGCACAGAAGGUGGAGAGGCUGGUGGAGGCCUUCAGUCAGAGGUACUGUGUGUGUAAUCCUGCACUCGUGCGCCAGUUCCAGAACCCGGACACCAUCUUCAUCUUGGCCUUUGCGAUCAUCCUUCUUAACACGGACAUGUACAGCCCUAAUGUCAAACCAGAGAGGAAAAUGAAGCUCGAUGACUUUAUAAAGAACUUAAGAGGAGUGGAUAAUGGGCAGGACAUACCAAGGGACUUGUUGGUAGGAAUAUACCAUCGUAUACAGAAAUGGGAGUUGAGGACCAAUGAUGACCAUGUAUCUCAAGUACAGGCUGUGGAGAGGGUGAUCGUGGGCAAAAAGCCUGUGCUGUCUCUUCCACACCGCAGGCUGGUGUGCUGCUGCCAGCUGUAUGAAGUUCCGGACACUAACAGGCCACAGCGCAGUGGGGUUCAUCAGAGAGAGGUCUUUCUCUUCAAUGAUUUGCUGGUGGUCACUAAAAUCUUCCAGAAAAAGAAGACAUCAGUGACCUACAGUUUCAGACAGUCUUUUACCCUGGUGGAGAUGCAGGUUCACAUGUUCCAAAACUCCUACUACCCUCACGGUAUUCGGUUAACGUCAGCUAUCCCAGGAGGGGAGCGUAAGGUCCUGAUUGUUUUCACAGCUCCCAGUCAGCAGGAUCGAACACGUUUCGUCAGUGACCUCAGAGAGAGCAUUGCUGAGGUGCAAGAGAUGGAAAAAUAUCGUGUCGAGUCGGAACUGGAGAAGCAGAAAGGUGUCAUGAGACCUGGAGGACUAGCUGGAGAUGGAAAUGGAGGGGUGGAUGGUAUUAAGACUGAAGUGGUAAAUGGCACUCUGGGUAGGCCCAGUCUUGAUGACACAUAUGUCACAGCGGACGGCCUAAAGCGUUCAGCGCUUAGUUCGUCACUCAGAGAUCUCUCAGACACAGGAAAACGGGGUCGCAGAAACAGUGUUGGCUCUUUGGAUAGUACCAUUGAAGGAUCCAUUGUUAACAGCCCGCGGCCUCAUCAGCGCAUGCCCAUGGGGGGCGCUCCUCCCAGCUGCUAUGGACUGGAAGACUACCGGCCUCACCGCCCCAUCCUGAGCCCCGGUUUAGGGGUGGGGGGUGGCCCGGGGCAGUUACACAACGCCGCAGGGAAUGCUGGAGCAGGGGCGCCUCCCAACCCUGGAGAUCGAGGAUCCGCAGGGGGCAGCACCGGCUCCUUCCUGGGUUCACUGUUCGGCAGCAAACGAGCCAAACCCCCUGCGCUGGCUAUUCCUCCGGGGCCGCAUUACCCCGCACCCGUGGCCCCACCUACUACAGGGGGCCCACCUCCUCCCUCACCCUCCGCCCUCAGCCAGUCCGAUUUCGGCGGACCGUCCAAGAUCCAGGCGCUGCACGCACAAUACUGCCACAACAAUAUUGGACCCCCUCCACCGUCAUACAACCACCACCACCAGCACUACCGUUAUCACGUACAGGCCUUGGGCGCUGGCCAUCCGCACAUUAUGCAUCACACUUUGCAGCGCAGCUCGCUGCCCCGUCGCGGUACCCCAGCACUCCACGCUCCACUGCAGCAGCAGCUCUCCCAUCACGCCAUGCAACAGCACGCCCGCCACUCCAGCGUCGGCUGUACCCCUCCCCCUCUGUCCCCCCACUCACCACACUCCCCUAUCAGCCCGUUCAGCUUUUACCACACUCACGUCCCAGUGCCACAUCCCGCAAAGCUCCCACUCACAUUGUCUCAUUCCCAACCCCACCCUCACCCUCACGCCCACUUCCACGCUCACUCUCAUACCCACAACCAUCCCGGCCAAGUCCACAGCCCCCACCCACUGCUGCAGCACUCCGCCCAUCACACUCACUUCGUGUUUGCCCCGCCUCCUCAAGCGCCGUCCACCAUCACCGCACGCCACGUGCCACAGACCGUCGGCCACUACCUGCCCCUGUAUCCACCCCUAUCCUCCAUCCCGCCUCCUCCGCCGCACUCGCCUUUACCCCCUCCUACCUCCCCCCUCACCCCUCUUACACCGCUUACACCUCUCUCGCCACUGCCGCCUCAGGUGGGCAACCCAGGACCCAGGGCAGACGGCACAGGGGGCAGCGCCAGCACAAGCAGCAGCUCCAAAUCGAAGCCCAUCAGCCGCAUCAGCACAGUGGUGUGAGACGCAGCAGGGCUCGAAGGGCGAGAGUUCACGGAAAGAGGAGCCGAAGCCCAGGCAAGCGGAAGCACACUGUGCUCCGACUCUGCUACUUCCGCAUCCGAUUCCCAAACAUGUAGAGAGCAGUGAUGGAGGGUUCUUCUACAGCUGGGCUGCUAAAUAAAUAUGCCAUCUGCUUGUUUCAAAUUUACAUUCAUCAAGGUGAAAUUAGAAAGCUAGGAUAAAGGCAGAGCGUAUACUGUUUCCCAGAGGUUGACAGAAUUUGGGGUUCUUUUUUGAGCAGUGUUGCCAAAGGUGAGACUAUGAAGGGUUGGUGCCAACCUACAGUGAGAGACAAAAGGAGACACUACCACUACAGAUGAAGGAAGGAAGCAAUUGCUUCACUUUAGCAGGGCUAAGAACAGGACAGCAGAACCCAAGUUUUUCAGAAACAGCACUAAAAGCAUGGACUUCAGAACAACUGAGAUUUUGAUUUUUGAUUUUCAACUGACAAUCAUUACUGGUCCAGGCAAUUUUUGUCAAAAUUGAGUGAUACAUUCCACUCCAUUGAUGGCUCUCAGUAUUAGGACUGCAGCUUUAAAUGAAUUAGCCAUGCACUU